AUGGCUGUGGUGGACUUCUACCGUUACAAGAGACUUGUUCAAUACUUUUGGGACCCAGAGCCAGUCAAUCACAAUGCAAAUGAACACUCAAUAUGGUGUUUAGGAAGGGAAUACAUGAAUAGAAUUAAUAACCAACCGCCAAUUGUCAUUUCUUCAAAGCUCUCUUCUAAAACAUCCGCAGCAGAUAACAAGCUUCCAUCCUGGACCAACAUUCUAUCACAGAGCGAUCCUUAUAACGUCAAUUCAGGAAAAACCAUUCAAGAAUGCGAAAGAAAUAAUGGGGGCUGGCCACUCGACUUCCUCGACGACUUUGAAUCAAGGAUAUCACUUACUUACCGAUCAGGAUUCAAACCAAUUGCCAAACUUCAAGACUCCCAACAUUCAUCCCUAUCUAUUCCUUCAGCCUUGAGAUUAAAAUUCGGCGAUGAGUCUGGAUUUACAUCUGAUACUGGCUGGGGCUGCAUGAUCAGAUCAGGACAAAGCCUUCUAGCAAACGCUUUUAUAAUACAAAAGUUAGGAAGAGACUGGCGUCGCGGUAUGUUACCUCACGAGGAGCAUAAAAUCAUUUCUCUUUUCGCAGACGAUCCAGAAGCACCAUAUUCUAUUCACAAAUUUGUCGAACACGGUGCAGUUUUUUGCGGAAAGAAUCCAGGACAAUGGUUUGGCCCUUCAGCAACCGGGCGCUGUAUACAAGCCCUUACAAACAAUUGCCAAAAUACAGAUCUACAAAUAUACCUCACAGGAGAUGGUAUGGACGUUUAUGAAGAUACUUUUAUGUCCAUCGCCAAACCAGAUGGCAUCACAUUUCGUCCAACAUUAAUUUUAAUAGGCACGCGGCUCGGUCUAGACCAAAUCACUCCUGUGUAUUGGGAUGCCUUGAAGGCAUCACUCAAAAUACCUCAAUCUCUAGGAAUAGCGGGAGGUCAGCCAUCUUCCUCACACUAUUUUAUCGCUGUCCAGGGAUCAGACUUUUUUUAUCUGGAUCCUCAUCAAACUCAACCUGCAUUAUCUUUUCCUCAAGAUAUCAAUGAGUAUACACAUGAGGAAAUUGACUCAUGUCACACAAGAAGGCUACGAAAAAUUCAUGUCAAAGAGAUUGAUCCCAGCAUGCUCAUAUCAUUUCUAAUUCGUGACAAGGAAGAUUGGGACAGUUGGCGACGAGCAAUCCAAAAUAUUCCUCAUAAAGCUUUUAUAAACGUUAUAGGUACGGAUCCAUUGCUUCAAAAUAUUAGCAAUGAACGUCAGAGUGCAAUUGAAGAGGUCGAAACAUUUGACGAUUUUGACGACCACUCUUUGUGA
This is a messenger RNA of Blumeria graminis f. sp. triticale, 1299 nucleotides long. Lineage: Eukaryota; Fungi; Ascomycota; Leotiomycetes; Helotiales; Erysiphaceae. The record is from the annotation of a GenBank genome assembly.